UCUCAAGAGUUUAAUGAUAAUAUAGAGCAAGUUGAAGAUAAUUAUAAUGAUGUUGAUGAAUAUGAACUACAAGAAAUUGAUAAUGCAAAUAAAAUACAAAAACUAAUAUUUUAUGAUGAUUUUAUAUCAUUGUUAUAUGACUCUGAAAUUGAAGAGUGUUCUAAAAACACAUUAGCUUCAGAAAUUAUUGAAAUUAUAGACUCAGAUGAUGAUAUAAAUAAAGAUCAACAUUAUACAUUGUUAGAAAAAGAAAAAUGA
This is a messenger RNA of Cetraspora pellucida, 258 nucleotides long. The record is from the annotation of a GenBank genome assembly. NCBI's taxonomy places the organism in Eukaryota, Fungi, Glomeromycota, Glomeromycetes, Diversisporales, Gigasporaceae.